UGGAAGAGGAUUGCCUAAUUAGGUUUGCUCUUGGUCCGAAAAAGCUUUAUAUAAUUCCUCCCACAUAUUUACUUUGCCGGCUUCUUUUUUUUUUCUUUUGUCUUUCACCUCUUUCGCUUCUCCACAAUGAUCCGCUCACUUCUCGCCACCGCCAAGCCCACCGCAGCUCUUCGUCUUGCCAGACCCGCCAUUGCCCAGACUGCUCGUACCUAUGUCUUCCCCGCUGGCCAGCGCGAGUUCCUCAAUGACCGCUUGAAGCAAACUGACCCCGAAAUGUUUGAUAUCAUUGAGAACGAAAAGAAGCGUCAGCGUGAAAGUGUGUGCCUUAUCCCCUCUGAGAACUUCACUUCCCGCGCUGUGAUGGAUGCUUUGGGCAGCGUCAUGCAGAACAAGUACUCUGAAGGUUACCCUGGUGCCAGAUACUAUGGUGGUAACGAGUUCAUUGAUAUGUCCGAGAAGCUCUGCCAACAGAGAGCCUUGGAAGCUUUCAACCUUGAUCCCUCCGAAUGGGGUGUCAACGUCCAACCCUUGUCUGGUGCUCCCGCCAACUUGUACGUCUAUGGUGCUAUUAUGAAGCCCCAUGAUCGUUUGAUGGGUCUCGAUCUUCCCCACGGUGGCCAUUUGUCCCAUGGUUUCCAAACUCCUACCAAGAAGAUCUCGGCUGUCUCCUCUUACUUUGAGUCUCUUCCCUACCGUCUUGACGAAUCCACCGGUCAGAUCGACUACGACGCCUUGGAAAAGAACGCCUUGUUGUACCGCCCCAAGGUCAUUGUGGCCGGUGCCAGUGCUUACGCCCGUAACAUUGACUACGACAGAAUGAAGAAGAUUGCCGACAAGGCGGGCGCUUAUUUGAUGGCCGAUAUUGCUCACAUCUCCGGUUUGGUCGCCGCCGAUGUCUUGCCUGGUCCUUUCCAGCAUGCUGAUAUUGUCACCACCACCACCCACAAGUCGCUCCGUGGUCCCCGUGGUGCCAUGAUCUUCUUCAGAAAGGGUGUCCGCAGCGUUGACAAGAAGGGCAAGGAAACCUACUAUGAUUUGGAGAACGCUAUCAACCAGUCCGUGUUCCCUGGUCACCAGGGUGGUCCUCACAACCACACCAUUGGUGCCUUGGCUGUUGCUUUGAAGCAGGUCAAGUCUCCCUUGUUCAAGGCUUACCAACAGCAAGUCCUUGAAAACAACAAGGCUUUCGCUCAAGCCUUCCUCGAUCUCAAGUACGAGCUCGUCUCCGGUGGUACGGAUAACCAUUUGUUGCUGGUCAACCUUAAGCCCAAGGGUGUCGAUGGUGCCCGUGUCGAACGUAUUCUCGAACUCGUCAACAUCGCCGCCAACAAGAACACCGUUCCCGGUGACAAGAGCGCUUUGAUCCCCGGUGGUCUCCGUAUCGGUACUCCCGCCAUGACCAGCCGUGGUUUGGAUGCCAACGAUUUCAAGAAGGUUGCUCACUUCAUUGACCGUGCUGUGCAAAUUGCUCUCGAAGAGAACAGCAAGGUCAGCGGUUCCAAGUUGGCUGACUUUAAGAAGCACAUUGGCGACGGUUCCCAAUUGGAAUCCGUUCAAAAGUUGAAGUCUGAAGUCACCGAGUUCGCCAAGAGCUUCCCCACCGUCGGUUUCUAUGAGGAAGAAAUGAAGUUCUGAAGAAGAAGAAAAGAUAAGAAUUCCCCUUAGAUAAAAACCCUCAUUAUUUGUCUUUAUUGUUUUUCAUUCGUGUAGUUCUGUGCUUUCAAUUAUAAUCAACAUGAUUUUCUCAUAUCCCCUUUUUGUAAAAGAAACAACC
Radiomyces spectabilis is the source of this 1774-nucleotide messenger RNA. RefSeq names its product serine hydroxymethyltransferase-domain-containing protein. Lineage: Eukaryota; Fungi; Mucoromycota; Mucoromycetes; Mucorales; Radiomycetaceae. Bases 127 to 1635 code for a protein of 502 amino acids. Gene Ontology annotation, molecular function: glycine hydroxymethyltransferase activity; zinc ion binding; serine binding. The transcript has 10 exons. The record is from RefSeq and is a predicted model, not a curated record. Gene Ontology annotation, cellular component: cytoplasm. Gene Ontology annotation, biological process: tetrahydrofolate interconversion; folic acid metabolic process; L-serine catabolic process.